UUUGAGAUGCGCGCGUUCUUAUAAAAACCAAUCGUCUUGAACCUAUGCUGAUUACGUUUGACUCCAUCACAAUAUCCGAUUGGCAAGAGAGCCUGCAACGCAAAGAGACGACAAUUAUUUUAUAUUUCUCUGAGAAGUAGACAACCUAUAUUGUAUUUAACGGUCAGGACAUCAUAACAACGACAUAAUUUUCUUCUUGUUGAACGGUCAUCGAAAGAAAAUCGAAAGAGGUGCAUAUAUUACAGAUUUUAGUCUUUUAUGUCCAUUCAAAGGCUUCUUUGUGAUAGUUAGGAUUUUACGUGUACUUAAUCAACUGCUGUACUAGUUGGGGGCCUCUUUCCCGAGCUUUCGAGAGGGUUUUGUUUUUAUUGGAAGAAGAAACUCAAAAGAAAGAGGGUGAUGGAACUAAACAAAAACUGUUACCUUAUGUCAGUGGCUGUGAUUUUUAUUUCUUUCAUUGUAAUACAAGGUUCGUAUGGGUUUUCAAUAUCAGCGGACAGGGAAUUUCAAAGGGAUGCAGACGACACACUGUUAAACUUGAUCCAAGGAAUAUACAGUAAAAAUCUUCAUAACGCCAACAAGGAUUCACAGAAAAGGGGUCAAGGCUGGGCAAUAUCGUAUGGUAAAAGAGCUUCACCGGGAUGGUCCAUAGCUUACGGCAAGCGAAACCCAAUGGAGGACCUUCAAGAAUAUUCGAAUUCGAAGCCAAAUUAUAUAAUCACAAAACGUGCAACACCUUUUGCAAUGACAAGAAUGAACUCCUGGAAUCCAACUCCAAACAAACGCCAACAAGGUUGGCAUAUUGCAUACGGAAAGCGAUUAGUCACCCCUCUGUAUCGACGGUAGAUGAAUUCCCGAGUGAUAAAUCAUCAUUGUGAACACUGAAUUUCGCGCUCAUUUCAUCAUAAGAAAAACUCAAGUUGUCCUACAGAAAUUAAUGACACCUAAUUCAUAGUGUGUUUAGGUACUUUUGAAACUCUUCAUCCAUUAACCUGCAUGUAGAAUUUCAAAUCUCGUCAGUCGAUUUUCACUUUUUCCUUGAUUAUCAGAAUGGGGAAGAAUGAAUUUGCAAUAUCAAAGUGACUUUAAAAUCUUUUUUUCGGAUUAUCAAUCACUGGUUGUCGAGUCUACUGAAUAGAUUUGUGUACCUGUGAUUUUAUGCAUGUCUUGUUCGCAUCAAUCAAUGUAGAAAUCUUGCAAAGCUCAUACACCAAACAAACUUGGUAAGAUACUUCUUUCAUUGUUCAUAUAAAUAUUUCAUGAAGCAAGUCUGGUUGAAAUAAAUCUGCAGUACACCGUCCAAA
Messenger RNA from Saccostrea echinata, 1304 nucleotides. RefSeq lists its product as uncharacterized. Lineage: Eukaryota; Metazoa; Mollusca; Bivalvia; Ostreida; Ostreidae. The record is from RefSeq and is a predicted model, not a curated record. The transcript has 2 exons. The coding region runs from base 400 to 846 and encodes 148 amino acids.